CUUCUUUCGAGACCGUCUGUAGUUCGAGCUAGUCUAUCAGUAGAUCUUACUAAACCGGCUUAAAAAUGACAGAUGCGGAUGACGGCAUAAAAUUUGAGCCCAAAUCACUCUGCAUUAAAAUAACAGUAUGCAUGAUAGUGCUGCUGGUUGGGGCAGCCAUUUUUAUGGAGUUAGAACGACAGAAGAAUGACUCCACUGGAGAGACUUCACAGGCGACGAUACUAAAACAAAGCUUGGCGGAAAAGUAUAACAUGAGUUUGACAGAUCUGAUGGAUUUAGAAGCUGCCUUCGAACAAGAAAGAAGCAACAAGGAGGAAGCUGAGAGACUAGGUCGGUGGACCUACGGCAAUUCUCUCUUCUUUGCCUUUACAAUCAUGACAACCAUAGGUAAUAUAAUUUUGAUAACAUCUUAUGAGCGGGGGAAAUUCAUUCUAGAAGCAAAAGUAUCCUUCUGAUUGUAGAGCAAAAGAUGACUUACACUUGCCUUGGCCUACGUUUAAGUGAAAACGGCCUCGGCAUGGGUUCAGGAGUAUGAUAGUUCAGACUUUAUUAAAUUCAGAUUCAGAUUUCAAUUGCUGGCGUUAUGAUAUAAAAACUGGCUGAAAUAUUUAUUUCUGUCUUGCCACUACUUAAUAUUAAGGUAAGAUAACAAUCAAUGAUACGUCUAUAUUUUUUAUCUUCCACAACUAUUCCAGACAUGACUCAAAUUAACUGUAACCUCAAGUCAGUUAUUCAUGAUUUGAUUUAUUUCCUGGCCUGCGAAAAGUGCAUCGUAGUUAUUUACGUCGAGUUACAAUUCUCGAGUUAUAAUGUCUUAACUAGUCAGCUGACUAGUCUAGAAGCUGAUCAUUGCCCACGUGAUGACUUGAAAUUUGCUGCAGUUGGACAAGCAGUUCAAAUGUUCUUCUGUGGAAAGAUCAUGAUAUUCUUACAAACUCGUGAUGUUUAUAAAAUGGUUGUGGCUUUUAGUUUAUACUUUUGAGCCUGUAAGAAGCGCUCAAAUAGUAGGGAAGAGGCGAAGAGAAGAACAGAGGAAGUAACCAUCGGGGAGGGAAUCGAUCCAACAAGCGGCCCGGCUUCCCCAUACACUUCGAGCUGCUCCCUAUUUUCUUACCAUAAUGCCGAAAUAUAUAUAAGAGGAUAUCACAUGACCGCGCGGAGAUACGAAAUAUAUUUAACGUCACCAUGACAAAAAUUAUGUUAACAAUAUAACCAAUGCAAUACUUUAAUACAAUACUAAGUGCUUUUCGAGAAGGGUUGUGUAGUUAAAGGGAGACUACCUUUCUAACUUUACUGAUAUAUGAGUGGGGAUAAUUUUUUGUAUUCUUGUAUUUUAUUUUUACUCCAUCCAAUAGAUAAUACAUUAGUUGUACAAUAUCAAUUAGUACAAGGUUGUUUAAAGUACAUGUACAUGAUAAAAAAAAAGAAGAAAAUUAGAAUGGAGAAGGGCACAUUAUAGAAAACUAAUUAUGGCCCUUUAACAAGAUUAACUUUAUUCUGUAUAGCUUUGUUAUUCAUUGAAACACAAACACGCACGCACGCACACACACACGCACACAAGUCAAUAUUGAGCAAGCCUUUUUGAACAGGAUUUUCGAUGAUUUAUCGCGAAUAGAAAGGGGAAGAUCGUUCCAGUGGGUGAGUGGGGAUAAUCCGAAAAGCAUGUAUGUAUCCCAUUGAUAAAGCGUUGCUAGGGAAUAGAAGAGACGGAAAGCUCGAUAGUGAAAUUUGGAAAGCAAAUAAAAUUUAAGCCGUCGUUGUCGAUAUUUUAUUUCUCUGCGUUAAAAACAUUUCUCGCAAGCAAACAGUACGUGCUAUGAUUCGAGAUUAUUCUCUCCUGGUGUAAUAAAAACUCUAUGAUACGAUUUUUUGUUUUGAUUGCAAUAAUCAAUGACAAUACGUUAAGUCUUAAAGGGAAAUAAACAACAAUACACGAAGUGAACAGAACUAUACUCUUAACAUGAUAGCCCUGCACCACUUGCAACAGCGACGAGUGUAGGCCUGUGUUGCGUAACGUUGCAAAAAAUACAAAACUACCAAAUCAGGAGGUAAGUAAUCGGCUCCUGACCGAAGGUAUUUUACGACUCGGGCUGGGCCCAAGGUUCGCCCGGAUAGUACAGUUUCAUCUAACCCUUUCACUUCCAACGUGUUUGAUGGAGUUUUGUUCGGUGACUUUAACUUUUGAGUCUGCGGACGAAAUCCUAUGAUGUGACCAUUCAAAUGAAAGCUCUCUGCCUGUACUUUCACAUGGCGCUAGUUAUUUUUCAAAAGGAAAUUUGUUCGAAAUUUGCUUUUGGCUAAAUUCGUCAGUGAAAGGGCUAAAGAAAGCAAUCGCGCUUCCAUGUCUCGUGAUAAUACUCCUUAAUUAAGGGUUUUAUCUUUUCUCACUAUUUCAGGUUACGGUCAUAUGUCGCCCCAUACCUGGCAAGGUCAGCUGUUCUGUAUAUUCUUCAGCCUCAUUUCCAUACCAGUCGCAGGUAUCAUGCUAAUCAGCGUGGGAAAUCACGUGAGUUUGGCUAUCCGCGUCUUCAUACGCUUCAUGGAGAAAACCUUUUUAAGUGGGGUGGAGUCGGGGCGUACUGAGCUAAGAAGCAGUGUGGUCACCUUCGUGCUGUUCAUUCUCAUGGUCAUUUUUGGUGCUAUUCUGACGUCACACACAGAUAAUUGGUCGUUUAUGGAAGGGAUGUAUUUCUUCUUUAUUAGUGUCUCCACGAUUGGAUUCGGAGAUUACGUCGUCAAUGACGGCGAGCUGCGAUCUUCAGACCACAGCAAGACGAUCGCAGUCAAUUUUACCAUCGUGCUCAUAACCAUUGGCCUGUGUGUGUUGUCCAGCGUCCUGUGUUCUGUUAGCGCUUACAUUGAAGAGAGGCAGAAGCAAAUACGAAUGAGGAUACCUGAGACCCUUACAGCGACAAAUGCUAUCAAUGCAGCUAACGUAGCAUUGAAUACCGUCACUAGUAGCCUGCCAUUGAGGUUGUCAAAAAAGUUUAAAGGUAGAAUUACAGAGGGAGGAAAGUAUGAAGAAGACAUUAAUCAAAACCGAGAAGCGUCGUUGGGUAGUGAUCGCCAUCUGGCUCCGGUUUCGUAA
Molecule: messenger RNA, 3088 nt
Organism: Porites evermanni
Lineage: Eukaryota; Metazoa; Cnidaria; Anthozoa; Scleractinia; Poritidae
Source: the annotation of a GenBank genome assembly